Messenger RNA from Candidula unifasciata, 1210 nucleotides. NCBI's taxonomy places the organism in Eukaryota, Metazoa, Mollusca, Gastropoda, Stylommatophora, Geomitridae. The record is from the annotation of a GenBank genome assembly.
AUGAGUUUCACAAUCUACAAGCCGGUGGCCAAGACAGAUCCCGCCAAUGACAACGAGCAAACGCCAUCCAGUCUAGGAGCUAGCUGUAAGAUGGAUACACAGUGUGGAUUCUGGAUGUACCGACCGGCCUGCUUGCAACCUCUGGCAAAAAUUGGCGUCUUCUCCGUUCUCUACGGCUUUGCCAGUUUGAUGACGCAAACUCUGACUCAUUAUGUAAACUCUCAGGUGACAACACUGGAGAGACAGUUUGGCUUCAGUUCAUACCAAACCGGCAUCAUUAUGGCAGCCAACGACAUCGGGUACCUGGCCUGUGUGUUGUUUGCGGCUUAUCUGGCACCUCGGACGCACAUUCCUAGGUCUCUGGGAAUAGCAGUGAUCAUUUACGGCAUCUCCGGCAUAUCCUGUUCCCUCCCCCACUUCCUGUUUGGAGCAUCCGUCAACAAAGAUCCAACAACAGACAACAGCAACAGCACAGAAUCCAACUUCAGCAAACAGGCGGCUGUUGUAGGCAGCUUGUGUGACAUCUUCAACAUCAGCGGGGAUCCUUGUGGGAUUGAUACAGCAAAAACCGUUAAAGACACCGGGGCUACCUCAGACAAAACCUCCCUGAUCAUAAUUGUGAUCGGCAUGGCGCUCCAGGGAUUUGGCAAGGCGCCAAGGUCAUCGUUCGCCAUCACUUAUGUGGAUGAUAACACAGCCAGGGUCAAUACUGGGUUUUAUGCAGGUAUCAUGGCUUCCAUGUCUAUACUGGGCCCAUUUGCCGCGUUUCUAUUGGGCGGUGUCUUCAGCCGGAUGUACGUCACACUAGAAGCCACACAGCUGACGCCACGUCAUCCUAAAUGGAUCGGGGCCUGGUGGUUGGGUUACAUCGUGUUUGGGCUGCUCUCUCUGGUUGUGUCCAUCCCGCUCUUCUGUUUCCCGCGCAGACUGCCUAGAAAGAAGGUCAAGGACAUUUCUGUGGAGGAGAAAACGAUCACAGGGUAUUUUCGACAUAUUGUCAAACCUAAUUUGUAUUCCCCCCACCUUUCCCCCUCACCCCUGACAGAAAUUGUGGCAUCCUUGUGGCGGCUGCUCACAAACCCUGUCUUCAUCUGUCUCCUAUGCUCCUCAUGUUUCCUCAUGUUCAAUGCUGCAAGCGACUUUGCCUUUUCCCCCAAGUACCUGGAGAGGAUGUUUCAUCUACCGACUCAUACAAGCAAUUACAUCACAG